AUGUCACCGCACAGCCAGAAUAUCGAUCCGGCAUGGCCGCCAGGGACAGUUCGCUUGGAGGAUCUCAGCGCAGGGGCAGAAGUCAUCCUAGAACCCAAGCCUAGCAAAGAUCCAAACGACCCCUUAAACUGGCCAAGAUGGAGGAAACACCUCAACUUCGGACUCGCCUCAUACUACGUUAUCAUGGUCAUGGCAUUGGUCAACGUCGCCACCGUUACCUGGGGCCCACUGAACAUCGAACUCGGCUUCAGCUACGCCCUCCUAAACGAUAGUUACGCAGCAGGCUGUGGCUCUCUGGCCAUAGGCGGAGUAAUUCUAAUACCCUUUGCUCUCAAAUUUGGCCGACGACCAGUCUACAUCCUCAGCACAGCAAUCCAGUGCGGAAUCAGCAUCUGGUCUGCAAAGAUGCAGAAUGUUGCAGACCUGAUGUUGGUCAAUAUUCUCAGCUGUAUCGUCGGUGCUCUGUCUGAAGUGAUGGUCCAAAUGACUGUGGCGGAUAUUUACUUCGUCCACGAGCGAGGCCUGAUGAAUACUAUCUAUUACUGGUUCAUGACUGUGGGGACAUCUCUUGCACCACUGGCGGGGGGCUUCAUUACUCUGUCGCAGGGCUGGCGGUGGGUAUGGUGGUGGAUGGCUAUUCUUUUCGGCGCGGGACUUCUUGCUUUCAUAUUCCUUUACGAGGAAACGAUGUUCGAUGUUGAGCUUAUUGACGGUGUACAAGUCGUUGAUAAAGCAUCAGCGAAAUUAUCUACCAAGGGAGAUCUGGAGGCAUCAGCCGAGAAAGAAGUCGAAGCUGCGAAAGCUGAGACGACAGCACACGAGCAUUUCCAGAUCGACUACUCAAUCUCUCAAAAGAGCUAUUGGAAAAGGCUGGCGCUGUGGUCCAACUCACCGAUUUCCAUUGGUCAACUAGCCAAACACAGCUACCGCCCAUUCCUCAUCAUGUUCUCCAUCCCGGCUGUCUUCUUCAUGGCGAUCGAGUACGGAGUCAUGACCGCCUGCACGACCGUUCCAGUCACGACCCUUUCCUCCGUUAUGACACUCCCGCCCUACAAUUUCGGAUCAGCUCAGAUCGGUCUCAUGGGGAUCCCGCCGUUCAUCGGAACCUGCCUGGCGACCAUCAUCUGUGGCCCUCUGAGCGAUUCCACUGCCCUAUACCUUACGAAGAAAAACCAAGGAAUCUUCGAGCCAGAGAUGCGUCUUUGGAUGUGCCUGGCAUUUACACCACUUGUUCCUGCCGGCCUCUUUAUGUUUGGCAUUGGGUUGAAUAAUGGAUCCCACUGGCUGUUGCCUGCGUUCGGUCUUGGGGUUAGCGCAUUCGGAGUUGUUCCCGCCAGUAGUGCUGCGCUCACAUAUCUGACCGAUGCAUAUAUAGAUAUUAUCGCCGACUCGGUGAUUGCACUUACUUUCAUCCGAAACGUCAUCUCAACGAGUUUUGUCUUUGCGCUUCAACCUUGGGUGGACCGCGUAGGCUUGAACUGGUUCUAUAUCACGUUCGGGCUUAUAACUAUGGUCAUCAUGAUGGGGAAUUUGGUUUUUAUCUAUUUUGGGAAGUCGUUCCGAGCCAAUAUGGCUGAUCGGUAUCGUCAUUUUGGUGCUCAAGUAUUGGUGGCUCUUUGA
This is a messenger RNA of Penicillium argentinense, 1620 nucleotides long. RefSeq lists its product as uncharacterized. NCBI's taxonomy places the organism in Eukaryota, Fungi, Ascomycota, Eurotiomycetes, Eurotiales, Aspergillaceae. The transcript is spliced from 5 exons. Gene Ontology annotation, molecular function: transmembrane transporter activity. The coding region runs from base 1 to 1620 and encodes 539 amino acids. Gene Ontology annotation, biological process: transmembrane transport. The record is from RefSeq and is a predicted model, not a curated record.